Messenger RNA from Lachancea meyersii CBS 8951, 378 nucleotides. The record is from the annotation of a GenBank genome assembly. Lineage: Eukaryota; Fungi; Ascomycota; Saccharomycetes; Saccharomycetales; Saccharomycetaceae.
AUGUCUGUCGACUUUAACACCCUAGCACAACAGUUCACCGAGUUCUACUACAACCAGUUCGAUACCGACAGAACGCAAUUGGGUAACCUGUACCGCGAACAGUCAAUGUUGACAUUCGAGACCACACAAUUGCAGGGUGCCAAGGACAUUGUUGAGAAGCUUGUGUCGCUUCCUUUCCAAAAGGUGGGCCACAGAAUUAGCACUCUAGAUGCACAGCCUGCGUCGCCAAAUGGAGACGUGCUGGUGAUGAUCACAGGCGAUCUUCUGAUCGAUGAGGAACAGAACGCACAGAGAUUCUCGCAAGUCUUCCACCUGAUGCCUGAGGGCAACUCUUACUACGUGUUCAACGACAUUUUCCGUCUAAACUACGCGGCCUAA